AUGGAAACUAGUCACGAUAGGUUCAUGGAUGCUUUUCUGGAACAUGACCGUGUCGAAGGUGUCGGUGGCGAUGGCAUGGCGGCGCCGGGGGUGGGCGCAAUCGCUGCAGCUGGUGACGACUGGCGGCAGCUGCAGCAAAAAACCUUGUCGGCGUUGAUUCUUCUAUUCAUCUCGUCACAUCCGAACAUAAUUGUUCAGUCAGCGUGA
Angiostrongylus costaricensis is the source of this 207-nucleotide messenger RNA. The record is from the annotation of a GenBank genome assembly. Lineage: Eukaryota; Metazoa; Nematoda; Chromadorea; Rhabditida; Metastrongylidae.